UCGCUGAUUCAAACAGACUCUGUGGAUCAACAUUUGGAUCUGCUUUUAGAUGAAACCAUGGCCUCCAGAAUAAAUUUCUCUGAAGAACAUGACACACAGAUAAAGACAGUCAAGAGCCUGAUUCAGCGUUUUGAAUCAGAUUUACCUGAACACAUGUCUGUGAGGAAAAACCCAGGGAUGGCUUUUUCAGAUCUGUGCAGAGAGGAAGGCUCUUCUGUUGAGUCCAGUCUGUGUCAGAAUGAAUCUCCUGAACCCAGCUGUGUGUCCAUGAAGAGUGACCGGUCAAUGGGUCGUCCAGUUAAGUUCAGUUUGGGAGACACAUCUGCUGAUCUGAGUCAAAAACAUAAAGGACCGGAAUCAUAUACAGCAAAGAAGAACUUAGACUCCAUUUUUAAGGAGCUUGAGCACAAAAUCAUCUCUGAGUUAAAGAGCUUUAAGAGACUACUGAGUCCAGAUUACCCAGAAUGCUCUGAAAGAGACUGUUAUGAUGAUGAGGGUCAUAACAGAGUCAGAGAGGGGCUUCUGAAGAUCACACUGCUCCUCCUGAGGAAGAUGAACCAGACAGACCUCGCUGACACACUACAGACCAAACUGAUGCCUGAGCAUCAACAAAAACUCAGAUCCAGACUACAGGAUAAAUAUCAGAGACUCAGUGAAGGACUGUCCAGUCAUGGAGACUCAACACGUCUGAAUGAGAUCUACACAGAGCUCUACAUCACAGAGGGAGGCAGUGGAGAGGUCAAUAAUGAACAUGAGGUGAGACAGAUUGAGACAGUGUCCAGGAGACCAGAGACACAGGAGACACCAAUCAACUGCAGUGACAUAUUUAGACCCUCACCUGGACAAGACAAACCCAUCAGAACUGUGCUGACUAAAGGAGUCGCUGGAAUUGGAAAAACAGUCUCUGUCCAGAAGUUCAUUCUGGACUGGACUGAAGGAAAAGCCAAUCAGGACGUUCAUUUCAUAUUUCCACUUCCUUUCAGGGAGCUGAACUUGAUACAGAAACAACUCAGUCUUGUAGAUCUUCUAAACCACCUUCACACAGAAACCAAAGAAUUAAAGUCAGCAGAUUAUGAGGACUACAAAGUCAUGUUCAUAUUUGAUGGUCUGGAUGAGUGUCGACUGCGUCUAGAUUUCCAAAACAGUCGGAGCCUGUCUGAUGUGACAGAAUCAGCUUCAGUGGAUGUGCUGCUGACCAACCUCAUAAAGGGGAACCUACUUCCUUCUGUUCUCCUCUGGAUCACCUCUCGACCAGCAGCAGCCAAUCAGAUCCCUCCUGAGUGUGUCCACCAGGUCACAGAGGUAAGAGGAUUCAACAACCCUCAGAAGGAGGAAUAUUUCAGGAAGAGAAUAAAUGAUCCGAGUCUGGCUGAUAGAAUUGUCACACACAUCCGAUCAUCAAGAAGUCUGUUCAUCAUGUGUCACAUCCCAGUCUUCUGCUGGAUUUCAGCCGCUGUUCUGGAGAGGAUGAUGGGUAAAGCAGAGAGUGCAGAGAUCCCCAAGACUCUCACACAGAUGUUCACACACUUCCUGAUCUUUCAGACCAAACUGAAGUCACAGAAGUAUGAUGGGAAAUAUGAAAUCAAUCCUGAUCAGGCUAGAAAGACUAUUCUGUCUCUAGGAAAACUGGCUUAUGAACAGCUGGAAAAAGGGAACCUGAUCUUCUACGAGGAGGACCUGAAAGAGAGCGGCAUUGAUGUCAGAGAAGUGUCCGUGUACUCAGGAGUUUGUACCCAGAUCUUCAGAGAGGAGUCUGGACUGCAGCUGGGGAAGGUGUUCAGCUUUGUUCAUCUGAGUAUUCAGGAGUUUCUUGCUGCUUUAUUCAAGCUGCUGUCCUUUUCUGAACAAAACACAGGACCGAAGAAUGUGUUCAGGUCACCAGUCAGCAGUUUACUGAAGAGAGAAGUGGACAAGGCCUUACAGAGUGAGAACGGACACUGGGAUCUCUUCCUCCGGUUCCUUCUAGGUCUCUCACUAGAGUCUAAUCAGCCUCUCUUACAAGGCCUCCUGAGAAAGACAGUAAGCAGCUCUGAUAUCAAUCAGGAAACAGCUGAAUACAUCAAACAGAAGAUCAGGAAGAAUUGCUCUCCAGAGAAAUCCAUCAAUCUGUUCCACUGUCUGAAUGAACUGAAUGAUCGUUCACUAGAGCAGGAAAUACAAACAUACCUGAGUGGAACAGGUUACAAUCGUCUCUUUGGAGUUUCUCUGUCUGCUGCUCAGUGGUCGGCUCUGGUGUUUGUGCUGUUGAACUCAGAAGAAGACCUGGAUGAGUUUAAUCUGACUAAAUAUGUUCAAUCAGAAGAAUGUCUUCUGAGGCUGCUGCCAGUGAUCAAAGCAUCUAGAAAGAUUGAUCUCUCCUGCUGUCAUAUUACACAGAAAGGCUGUGCUGCUCUGAUUUCAACUCUGAGAUCAAACCCCUCAUACCUGACAGAACUGAAUCUGAGUGAUAAUACACCAGGAGACUCAGGAGUGAAGCUGCUUUCUGCUCUACUGGAGGAUCCACACUGUAAACUGAAGAAACUACAGCUUUAUAACUGCAGUAUUGGAGAGGAAGGAUGUGCUGCUCUGAUUUCAGCUCUGAGAUCAAACCCCUCACACCUCACAGAACUGAAUCUGAGCUUUAAUACACCAGGAGACUCAGGAGUGAACCUGCUCUCUGCUCUACUGGAGGAUCCACACUGUAAACUGAAGAAACUAUGGCUGAGGAGCUGCAGUAUUGGAGAGGAAGGCUGUGCUGCUCUGAUUUCAGCUCUGAGAUCAAACGCCUCACACCUGACAGGACUGGAUCUGAGAAGUAAUAAACCAGGACACUCAGGGGUAAUGCUGCGCUCUGCUCUUCUGAAGGAUCCACACUGUAAACUGAAGAAACUACUUAUUUGACAGUGGAAACUCCACAAGCUCCAAACAACUGAAUCAAAACAACACAUCUUGAACAAGACUGUCACCAGAACAUUAACCCUCUGGGGCCGAAGCCCGCACUGGUGCUGUCUGUCACAGAAUUUUCUUGAUGACCGCUAACAGAACUAAAAAUUCUUUGAACAUUUUUUUAUUGUACAGAUAAGAAUAAGGUUUUGUUUUAAACUACACAUGGUCUACUUUUUUCGCAUUAAGUCAUAAUAAUAAUACAAUAAUAAUAAUAAAAACUAAAUAAUGAACAAAUCUAAAUCUCUAUGAAUACUCGCCUCAAAAAACGUUAAUAUAUGUAAAGAAAGCUUGAAAUGUUUACUUUUAAAUUAAUUUAGUCAUGUCAAAAAUAAAUAUUCUUUAUUAAAGUAAUCCGUAUGAAACCAACGCGAUGUCCAGUUUUUCCCAUCUCAACUCAUUAUCUCUAAUGAGUUCAUACCCACGAGCAGCUUGCACUUUUCAAAACUACCAAAUGUUUUUAAAAAAUACAAGAUUUUAACUCUUUAAUUGCCAAGUUCAUAUAUGAUGUCACUGAUUUGGGUGGAAAAACACAAAAUUACUUAUUUUCAAUAUAAAAGUAAUUGUGGAUGGAUUUUUUUUUACUUUUUAUAACAGUUUUGGGCAUGUCAAAGAUUAGUAGCAAAAUUGGCUUUGAUGCAUUUUUAGUUUUUCUUAAGCAUUAGAUUUAAAAAUGUGUCUCCCUAAUUUGUUGUUGGUGGCGGGUUUUGCCCCAUUGACUUCCAUUAUAACAAAAUUUUUUGAUUGCAAAGCCAUUACACCAUAUAAUCAUGCAUUCUUAAUUGUUGUGGUUUUCCCUUUUGGGAAGAGUCAGAAUUUUU
Carassius gibelio (silver crucian carp) is the source of this 3743-nucleotide messenger RNA. Its product is annotated as NACHT, LRR and PYD domains-containing protein 3. NCBI's taxonomy places the organism in Eukaryota, Metazoa, Chordata, Actinopteri, Cypriniformes, Cyprinidae. The record is from RefSeq and is a predicted model, not a curated record. The transcript has 10 exons. Bases 58 to 2880 code for a protein of 940 amino acids. Gene Ontology annotation, molecular function: protein binding.